AUGGCUUGGCAAGCAGCCCUUCUCCUUCUGUUGGCAAGCCUUGCAGCAGCAUCAGGAGCACCGGGUAUUGCUCUGCCCAACUGCCAACCGAAGUGCGGAAACGUUAGCAUCCCCUACCCCUUCGGCAUCGGCGAAGGCUGCUUCCUCGAAGGCUUUGAAAUCACAUGCGACAACAAGUCCUUCAACCCUCCCAAGCCCUUCCUCGACCGCGGUAACAUCGAUGUCCGAGAGAUCCAGCUUAUCGAGGGCCUGGUGGUCGUCACUAACUUUAUAGCCCGUGACUGCUUCUUUAAGAAUGGCAGCCAAGGGAAUCACACGUACACGUCCGUCAAGCUUAGCAAGUCCUUCAAGUUCUCCACAACCCGCAACAAGUUCGUGGCGAUCGGGUGCGACACCAUGGGACACCUCGUGGAUGAGGAGUCGAGGUUCAACACUGGGUGCCUUUCGGUGUGCAAUAGUUCCAGCUACAUCACUAAUGGGACGUGCAACGGCAUCGGCUGCUGCGAAACAGUUAUUCCAAACGAGCUCAGGUCCUUUAGGGUUUACGUCACCAGCUUUCGCAACCACACCGGUUGUUGGGAUUUCAACAAUUGCAGCUACGGUUUCUUGGCUGAUGAGCGGAUGCUAAACUUUAGCGUGGACAGCUUCUCUCGUCUUGCCAACACAGAACGCAUGGCCGUGACGCUGGACUGGGCUAUAGGGAACAAGAGCUGCGAGGAAGCUCGCAAUAACCAGGCUAGUUUUGCGUGCAAGGCCGAGCACAGCAACUGCGUGAACUCCGCCAACGGAGGGGGAUACCGCUGCAAUUGCUCGGAAGGAUUUGAAGGCAACCCUUAUCUUGAAGACGGAUGCCAAG
Messenger RNA from Elaeis guineensis (African oil palm), 856 nucleotides. NCBI's taxonomy places the organism in Eukaryota, Viridiplantae, Streptophyta, Magnoliopsida, Arecales, Arecaceae. The record is from RefSeq and is a predicted model, not a curated record.